Lampris incognitus (smalleye Pacific opah) is the source of this 1096-nucleotide messenger RNA. RefSeq names its product RNA polymerase II subunit G (gene polr2g). The transcript is spliced from 8 exons. Gene Ontology annotation, biological process: transcription initiation at RNA polymerase II promoter; positive regulation of translational initiation; positive regulation of nuclear-transcribed mRNA poly(A) tail shortening. Lineage: Eukaryota; Metazoa; Chordata; Actinopteri; Lampriformes; Lampridae. Gene Ontology annotation, molecular function: translation initiation factor binding; single-stranded DNA binding; single-stranded RNA binding. The coding region runs from base 278 to 802 and encodes 174 amino acids. The record is from RefSeq and is a predicted model, not a curated record. Gene Ontology annotation, cellular component: RNA polymerase II, core complex; P-body.
AGACCAGUACAACGUUGGUUUAACGGCUGCUAAUGUUUUGGGAACAUCAGCAACCGUUUGACAACCGCCGGCAGCUCAAAGCGUAUUUUGUAGUGAUGCGACCACUUUCACAACAUCACACAACAUGAGCGUUGUGUUGUGUGUCUGGAAGUGAAGACGCGCCGACCAGCAGAAUCCACUUCAGCUGGUUCUCAAACCGGGGCCAUGCCAACCAAAGGCCGGGCGAUAUCGACAAAAUCAAAUGUCACGUUUUUGACUGACAGGCAUUAGUAAUGCGAUGACCAAACAGGUGGAGAUUUCUUUGGAGCAUGAAAUCUUAUUACAUCCACGGUAUUUUGGGCCAAACCUUCUCAACACGGUGAAGCAAAAACUUUUCACUGAAGUGGAGGGCACCUGCACUGGGAAGUAUGGUUUUGUCAUUGCGGUCACCACCAUCGACAACAUCGGGGCAGGUAUGAUUCAGCCUGGCCGAGGGUUUGUCUUGUAUCCAGUCAAGUACAAGGCCAUAGUGUUCCGUCCAUUUAAGGGGGAGGUUGUGGAUGCUGUUGUCACUCAGGUCAACAAGGUUGGACUGUUCACAGAAAUCGGCCCCAUGUCUUGUUUCAUCUCUCGUCAUUCCAUUCCCUCAGAAAUGGAGUUUGACCCUAACUCCAAUCCUCCUUGUUACAAGACGGUAGAUGAGGACAUCGUAAUCCAGCAAGAUGAUGAGAUCCGGCUUAAGAUUGUGGGCACAAGAGUGGACAAAAAUGACAUUUUUGCCAUUGGAUCGCUCAUGGAUGAUUAUCUGGGUCUCGUCAGCUGAUCUGCAGUUUUUUCCUGUCAAGACAUUUUAAAAUGCAAACGCUUGGUCAAGUCUGUAACAAUGAGUAUUUUUCUGUGCUUAUUGAUGGAGUAAGGGGAACAAAAGUUUUGAAACCUGUAACUACAAUAUACUUUUAUGUUGGCAUCAGAGGGAAAAAAAUCUCCAUGUAGUCAGAAAAAUUAAAGGUAAAUUGUUCUAAAACACACUGAAAAUACCCAUCAUAAUUUUUUUGACCACCUCAUUAGUAAAAAUUAAGGAUCCCAUCUAGACAGUGUUUUUGUACAGGACGUGGAC